Molecule: messenger RNA, 481 nt
Organism: Anisakis simplex (herring worm)
Lineage: Eukaryota; Metazoa; Nematoda; Chromadorea; Rhabditida; Anisakidae
Source: the annotation of a GenBank genome assembly
AUGCAAACAACAGCACACAAUAUGGACGAUUAUGAAGACGGAAGGAGAAAUGAUCUGCAGGAAUGGUUCGUAUCAGAGGCCAAAGACAAAGAAGCUGAUGUUCUGUUUUUAGGCGACGAUCAUAUCGCUCUACUUGAGCAAAGUUUGAUUUAUCGCGAGCAUUUUGCGCCGUUGCAUUGUUUAUGUUUCGGUGCAUUAGGUGAUCGUAUUUCGGAUCUAAUUUGGCGACUCGAGAGUAAUAUUUUGGAUAGUCUCAGUCCAAAAGUUAUUGUUGUUUCGAUUGGUAAUUCAGAUUUUGGGAUGAAUAAGGAAGAUAUGCUGAAGGGGUUGGAGCAGUUAGCGAGAAUGAUUAAAAGUCAAAAGCCAGAUAGUCGACUUUUUUUUUUGAAACUAUUACCGAGUGGACGCAGACCGAAUAAGCGACGUGAGUUGAUUAGCUUGGUUAACGAUGCUCUCGAAGACAGACUGCAUGAAAUUGCAG